GGGGACCAUGUUGCUUUGGAGGUGGGUGCGGAAGUGCGGAAGCCGGAGCAGCAGCAGGAGAUGUGGGUUGUGCCCGUGAAUCGUGCGGCGGCUGAGGAAGGGGAGGCGGAGGCGGAGGUGGAGCCCGAGGGGGUGCCCGUUUGGUUCCAGGUCGCGGUGCUUUCGGGCCGCUACUGGCGCACUUGGAUUCGCAACCCCGUCAUGAUGGCCAGCGAGCUGGUGCAGUACAUCUUCACUGCCGUAUUCGUGGGCCUAAUGUACUACAGGCUCAACGACGUUCUGGGCGAGGGCGACUUCAACCGCGCCGCAUGCAUCUGGUUCUCCUUUGCCGUGCUGUGCUUCACACCCUCCUACACUGCAAUCACCAACUGGGCUGCCGAGCGGCUGCUCCUCAAACGCGAGCUGGGCCAACGACUGUACGGCAUGACCGCCUAUUAUCUGGCGCGCUACAGCGUGCUGCUGCCCUUCGAAAUAGCGCAGUGCCUGCUGUUCCUGGCCAUCAUGUACUUCUUCGCGGGGUUCCAGGCCUCAGCGUCCGGCUUCUUCACCUUUUUCGCCGUCCUCAGCAUGUUCCAGAUCAUCUCCGAGGGCCUGGGCGCCUGCUGCGCUGUGGCCACCAAGACCCCCACCUCGGGCGUCAUCCUGCUCACCUUUUUGCUGCUGUUCCUGCUCGCGUUCUCCGGCUUCCUGACUGUUAAGAUCCCCAUCUACUUUGUGUGGGUGCAAAAGACCUCCUACCUUACUUACGCCUACUCCGCCCUGGUGGAACGAGAGUUUUCGCACAUCACCUUCCGCGACAAGGACACGGGGGAGGUCGUACCCGGCAUGGAUGCGUUUCCGGAGUCGCUGAAGACAGGCCUCACGUACGCCCAGAACGUGGGCGUGUUGGCGGCGCAGCUGUUGGGUAUGGAGUUCAUAAAGCUCGGCACGUUCCACUUUGCGUACCGCUUUAACAUGAUGUGAAGGGUUUUAACUACCGUACUGGGAACGGUUGAUUUUGGAUAGUUGAAGGGAUAAGGGGUUUGAGUGCAUGGCAGGCCGUGAUGGAAGAAUGCCAUGUGAACAAGCAAGACUCUCCAAAUUUUCGUUGGAGGUAGAAGAAUUCUGCAGCUGAAGUUCACCUUUUUUGCUGAGUUUGUCUCUCUACGUUGCUGGUCAAUCCUGCGUGAGCGUGUGUGUGUUUCAAAGCAUGAACUGGAUGUCCUGGCCUGAUGACGGCUCUGCACAGCCGUACCUACGGAAACUUUGCUACAGCUAAUUUCUUACUUGCAUUUUUCUUCGUGCAUCUAUAAUGGGGAUAUACAACGUUCAUGUCGUACGUACGGAAGCUGUACGGGCCCGGAUGCUGUAAAGACUAACCGUUGAUACCGUGCAGGGCAACGUUUGAUGAGGCCUGUCCAUGUCAAACCCUAACAUGAAAUUACUAACGACGUCUGGAAUUGCAUGCAUGCAUGUGCUGCGUGUGCAUGAAAAUGGCUUGGGCGGGGGGUAUGUAUGGCGCGGGAGUGGUCGGUUAGGCACCCAUCGUAGAGUUGCUCUUGCUGCUGUUCUGUUUUGCAUUGUUUGGUUGCAUGUGUGGUGCGCUCGUCAUUCGUCGCUGUCCCCCUGCCGGCAGGGUUUUCCACUAAUUCGCUUACCGGCGGUAUCAACUCUCUCGAGGGAGGCCAUCCCUGAAGCUAUCAUUGCUUUUGGCGUGCCAGGCGUGUGGUGGUGCUGCUGCUGUUGGGACUUGGGUCGAUGGAUCGACGGAGGUUGCAAGCAGAAGGAAGCAGCUGUUGUGUGUAUAUGCAUGUGUUAUGUUGGCUGAUGACAUUAAGAGGUAAAUAAAUGGGUGGGGAGGAUGAGCAGGCAUGCAAACCACCAGGACGGCAAUCAUGUAAAUUCGUGUGGGUGGACGUUCUCCUGCCUAAUCAUGGCAUGCCAUUAUGGGUUGCAGGGUCUGGAAUGCGGACUUGGUG
This is a messenger RNA of Astrephomene gubernaculifera, 1958 nucleotides long. The record is from the annotation of a GenBank genome assembly. Lineage: Eukaryota; Viridiplantae; Chlorophyta; Chlorophyceae; Chlamydomonadales; Astrephomenaceae.